UAUUACAUAUGGCAAAUGGAAAGCCACUGGCAGACUAAAGACACAAUGUAUUUAUUUUUCGCCCAUUUUGUGUCUUUAGUCUGUUUUGUGUGUUUCCCAUGCAGUGCUGUCCUUCGUCCUUGUCAGAGAGCAAAACAUCCCCAGCUCUUUGUUUUGCAGGCGAUUGUGUUGCCACAUAGAUGCUGCAUGUUUGCAAUUGUUUCUUGGUGAGCCUUUCAGAAUACAUUUUGUCCAAUCAGAGUGACAAUAUUUCUUUGAGAGAAAUUGUCUUCCAUGCUUCAAAUAGUGUUUAUUGAUGAGUUGAGAGAUAUGCAAGGACAUGAGAAAAAUCAGAUUCGUAUCGGCGGGGGUUGCCUCGUUGGUGCGGUUUGGACAGAGGUAAAAUGAAAGGUAUUUUUUUUUUGCGUACGUGCAAUCGUGCGAGAUGUUUUGUGUAUUUUUAUAACCGUUGGUGCAGUUCAAUGCAAGCUGGUCUGCGCAAGUCAUUGUCCGUGAACGUUUUGGUGAUGGUAGACUAUAAAUGUUUAUUUAACACUCGUGCUUGUAAGUUUUCAGUAGCAUUUUGCAAACCUGCACACAGGCAGCAUGCAUAUUCAUAAUCUCAAAUCUGUGAUUAUGAAAGUAUAUUUCUGGCUAUAGAUUCUUGUACUUUUUAGUUUUUUUCUCUUUUCCACGCGAAGCCUCGCCCACAUAAGUUUGACGCCGUGCAGUCAACAAGAAUCUUGAUUGGUUUUUCUUUUCUAUAAUGAGAUUUAACAAGGAAAAGAGCUACGUAAGGCAGUCCGGAGAGGUUCUGCUGGUGCCAGUGCCAUGCUUUCCAUUGGUUCCUGUUUACAUGAUGCCCGCAGGACGCGCGCUGAUUGGUGGCCCCGCUCACGUGACCACGCAACUUUGUACAUUUGACAGCGAGUAGGAGGGUUUUGUGGAGAUCAGAAAAACGACAGCGCGAUAAAAAUUAGUAUUGUUGCACUUCACAAAUUAAUGACCAUGAGUUCCUACUUGAUAAACUCCAACUAUAUCGAGCCGUCCUUUCCUCCAUGCGACGAAUACCAGCAGGGCGGAUACAUCCCCAACCCGGGGGACUACUACGAGCGGCCAAAAGACACGGGCUUCCCCCAUCACGAAGAGCCAUCCUACCCCAGGUCCAACUACACGGAACCGGGCUACGAUUACACCAACGUCCCCACCGCCGGACUGGAUGAUUUCAACGACGGCCACCACUCCACGGCGCAGCCACAAACGCUCGCUCAAAACCACGGACCGCGCCUCGCGUCGGCCCCGGACGGCGGAGCGGGGGCCAUUAAGGACUGCAGCCUCGCCGGUGAGGUCUACCCCGGCGCGGUGAAGGGCAAAGAGCCGGUGGUGUAUCCCUGGAUGAAAAAGGUCCACGUUAGCACCGUCAAUGCCAGUUACGCCGGAGGAGUGCCCAAGAGGUCCCGCACUGCCUACACCCGCCAGCAGGCUCUGGAGCUGGAAAAGGAAUUCCACUUCAACCGCUACCUGACGCGGCGCAGGCGGGUGGAGAUAGCGCACACAAUGUGCCUGUCCGAGCGCCAGGUCAAGAUCUGGUUUCAGAACCGCCGCAUGAAGUGGAAGAAGGAGCACAAGCUUCCCAAUACGAAGAUCCGCUCCAAUUCGGCCUCCUCGUCGUCCUCUUCGUCGUCGUCUUCUUCUGGGGCCCAACAACAGCAGAUGAAAACAGGCCAGCAGCUCGUGCCCACACCGUGCACAGUUGCUUUAUAGUGCACAGCCCACCCCGUGUUAAAUAAAACCCCAAACAAGACUGAGAUGGCAAAGAACACAAGUGGAAAUAGAAGGAAGGACCCAGUGAAUAUUUUGGUGUAUUUUGCCCUUCGUCCCCUUCCACUCUGCGGUCGUCUUUCGCUUCUUCAUAAACUUGAUUUUUUUUUUUUUUUUUUAAUCCCACAACGGCGACUGAAGGGUUCAUAUAUUUGCCUCUUUUUUUUUGGUAUUUUUAUUUUUUUACGAAUGAAGGAUAACGCACAGUCACAUGGAUCAAAAAAAAAAAAGAAACGUGUUGCAUUUCAGUUAGAAAUGGCCGAAUGGGUGAGGAGGCUUGAAUCCUUUCCUUAUGGAUGGUUUAUUUGCAUUUUUUUUUUCACGAAGAAAUUUUAAUAUACUUGAACGUUAUGAUUUAAAAAGCAUUUCUUUAGGAGUUCCAUUGUAGUCACGGUGUGUGUUCGAGUGCUGAAUGUAGUCCAGGUGACCUGCCCAUAUUGUAAUGUACAUAUAUAGACAAAUCAUGAUUGAAGGCACAACGAGGAUUGCAUUUCUACAGGUAGAGACUUUUUGGUUGUUAGUUCGUUCGUGCGCUCUUAAUUCAAUAUUUGCUUCGUGCUCGUGCGUCUCAUGUGUUGUUCUAAACUGUGAAUAUACAUUCGUGGUUGUGCCGUCUCACUAGUGACCCCUGUGCUGUAGUGUAGACUGAAUAUGUCCUUGUGAAAUAAAUGUUCACUUGUAA
Syngnathus typhle (broad-nosed pipefish) is the source of this 2482-nucleotide messenger RNA. It is a transcript of the gene hoxa4a, whose product is annotated as homeobox A4a. Bases 982 to 1743 code for a protein of 253 amino acids. Lineage: Eukaryota; Metazoa; Chordata; Actinopteri; Syngnathiformes; Syngnathidae. The transcript is spliced from 2 exons. The record is from RefSeq and is a predicted model, not a curated record. Gene Ontology annotation, cellular component: nucleus. Gene Ontology annotation, biological process: embryonic skeletal system morphogenesis; regulation of transcription by RNA polymerase II; anterior/posterior pattern specification. Gene Ontology annotation, molecular function: RNA polymerase II cis-regulatory region sequence-specific DNA binding; DNA-binding transcription factor activity, RNA polymerase II-specific.